CAAUCGAGGACGGCUUCGACUGGCGAGAAGCCGUACCUAUUGCCUACAGACCAUGGCAUAAUGGUCCUUAUCAUGUCACGAUGGGUAUGCGGUAAUUCUUCGCCGCGUGAAGCGGAAGUAAGUUUGACGUCCAUCACAGGUAUCAAGAACACGUCCAUUCAAGACUGGAUCGAGAUCGACGACACAUAUCUAAAAAAGCUGGCACUAAAAAGGGAAUUGUUCGAGAAGCAGAGAAACGCCACGAUACAGAUAUUGCCUGGGUGUGAAGAAGCGGCUUUCGAAAGCCUAUACCUACUCGCUGAUUACCUUCCGCGUCGAUAUCCGUCUAUGUUCAGGCGAGGCGACAAGAACACAAUCCAGAACAUAGAGACCAAGGAGAUAUGGGAUCUGAAUAGGGAUGCCACGACUUGGGAGCGCUACCAUCCGCUUGAGGUUAUGAGCCUGCUUGCGUCGGAAGACUUUCUGAUCUUGACGACAGAUCCAGAGACAGGGGUAUCCAGUCUGAAGGCCGGAGCAAUCUGUUUUCCAGCUGGAUGGCAGAUCCAGGAGCGAAUCGGACACAGUCUAUGGCAAAUCCAUGCUGGGAAAGUACCUCAAUAUGAGUCCAAGCUAGCCAAAUCAAUGGACCGCUUCUUCGUGCGGAUGCGUGUGAAUUCUGCUAUAUCAAGAUUCAACUAUGCUAUCGACGACUCGGACGAACUGUUUCACCCUCAUUCCCACCAUAACUUGCGCGCGGAGAAGAAGGUCCACCUUGAUGACCUCCAUCUGCGAGUCGAACGACAAUUCCUGCAACGUCUGCCGAAGACGAGAGCUCUCCUCUUUUCCAUUCGGACAUACAUCACACCCAUCACCCAGGUGACAAAGGACCAAGAGGUGGCUGCUGCUCUCAGGACUAGCGUUGGGAGUUACACUGAGGAUGUGGCUGCAUACAAAAACAAGCCAUUGUGGGAUUCGAUUUUACGUGAUCAUCUCGAGCAGAUCCUGGACGAACGUCGCGCAGCAUAGACCGUGAUGAGUUAGACAAGUCCAGACCAAUGGAAGGUGUGAACUCCUGUACUGUAGUAUCGAGAUAUCGUCAAAAGGAAAUAUUGGGAUUUUUCAGCGAUAGAU
Aureobasidium subglaciale EXF-2481 is the source of this 1110-nucleotide messenger RNA. RefSeq lists its product as uncharacterized. The record is from RefSeq and is a predicted model, not a curated record. The transcript has 2 exons. Lineage: Eukaryota; Fungi; Ascomycota; Dothideomycetes; Dothideales; Saccotheciaceae. Bases 61 to 1005 code for a protein of 314 amino acids.